CACUCGCAUGUGGAGAAGCAGUUUUUCUCCGAAUAUCAGAUGAGUCGACGCGUUUCGCUCUUUUGCUGGUUUAUAUGCGAACAAUGGCGAGCUAUAUGUGGCGCAUUUUAUGCAGUCGCAUGAGAGGGACCACAGAGCUAGUGCUGAAAUUCGCGAAAUUGUCGGACAAGGCAUUCGCGCCGGUCAAAGGUUCGGAGUAUGCAGCGGGAUACGAUCUACGAAGCGCAUACAAGUACAUUAUACCAGCUCAUGGCAAGGAAUUAGUUAAGACUGAUCUGCAAAUAGAAGUUCCUCCCGGUACAUAUGGCAGGGUCGCACCGCGAUCUGGAUUAGCGUGGAAAAAUCACAUAGACGUAGGUGCAGGCGUUAUAGAUGCGGAUUACCGCGAAGAGAACGUAUGGAAGCUCUGUCAGGAUGUAGCGACUAGGCAUCCUUCCGAAUUGCAACAUUGUCACGUUGUUUUCGUCAGCAAUCCACGCCGAAGCGUCCCCCUUUGGCGCCAGCGGGCGGGAAAAGAUGAGGACAAGCUGGUUGUGUGGGAUUAUCACGCCAUUCUCAUCUACGCGCCCGAUGAAAGAGCGGUGGUAUACGACUUAGAGAGCUCCCUGCCAUUUCCCACGCAUUUCUGGAAAUAUGCGACGGAGACCUUCAGGUCCGACGAGGCGGUGCGGCCUGAAUAUCACAGAAAAUUCCGUCUGGUGCCCGCCAGCGCGUAUCUGCAACACUUCGCGUCAAGCCGACAUCACAUGAAGCGAGAGGAUGGCACGUGGAUCAAGACACCACCGGAUUAUCCUCCAAUUUCGACGCCAACUUGCAAGGAUAAUCUUGACUCGUUCAUCAACAUGGAACCGGGUACCGGACUAGGCGUCGUAAUGAGCUUGAAACAAUUAGUCAACCGAUUUUAUAGGCCAAAUGUCAACACACAGGCGCCGACGCCGCCGCAACCGCAGGCUACGGCGACUUAAACCGCCGCUGCUGCAGUGUGAUGUUCGUACGCUUUGAUUAAACAUCUUUGGAAAUCAAUUGUAUGGCCUAAGGAAAUUCGUUUAUUGAUGCAUGCACUUUCGUGGGCUAAAACAUUUGAUCGAAAAUUUAAUAAUAAUGUUAGUUAAUCGCUGUUAACUGUGGCAGAUUUUCGAAUACAAGAAUAUCGUUACGAUUGUAUUCCAAUUCUUCUAUUCCAAUAGGAUUUUAUUCCUUUUCGAGCUUUUUGAGUGGACUUCUCGCUGCAAUGAAGUCUAUUCUAUUCUACCUUUCCGAACAGAUUUUGCUCCAGCGAAGUCUAUUUUAUUCUUUUUCGAGCAGACUUCGCUCCAGCGAAAUCUAUUCAAUUCUUUUUGAGCGAAUUUCGCUCCAGCUAUUCGAUUCAGCUAAAAUUUCCUCGGUUCUCUAAAGAAACUUUGCUCUAGCUCUUUGAAGUCUGCUCGAGAACCGAGAGAAUUUUAGCUGAAAUUUAUUAUUGCGUUAUGGUUUUGCUAAAAGUUUGUUGCAUCGUGAGUAAACAUGCAUUAGAUUUCAGAUAAGUUCAUUGAUCUCUAUUAAUUCUUUAUUAGUUGUUUUCUGUUUCGCUAUUCCAUAACAUUAUCAUAAAAGAUGUGUAUUUCGAUGAAGUCGAUCAUUAUUGAAUAUGUCAUUAAUACGAUGUCUAAGCACUUAUUGAGAUUGUCCAGAAAGCGGCUCAGCAAACUCGUUUCAUUGAGUAAAAUGCGAAGAUUAAAUCUUUUAUCUGGAAAUGUACUCUGUCAUUCCAUAAAUUAUGUACAAGCUUUUGGCCAAAAUCAAAUAACUGCGUAAUCAUGUUACUCAUCCAUCAUCAUAAUCUUUACGGUAAUACGAAAUCGAUAUAUUCAUUUUUCAAAAAACGAUUGUGUUGAACUGCUUUUUAAGCACUCCCGAUAACUGCUUAUAUGUAUUAAUAAACUCCAUCGAAAUAUUCAUAUUCUCCCUUUUUCUAAAGCCUCGUUCGCAGAACUUAUCCAGAGAGGCACUCACCUCUCCGGCAGUGUAGCACGUUUACAUUCGACCAUAUUCUCGAAUCGUGUUUCAUAGAAAUAAAUACUCUCGUCUCUCCAUGCCACAUAAAGCGAUCUUUUUCACGGCUUUACUCUGUCAAUGGUGUUAUUAUAAUUCUUGUAUCAAAGACUGAUGUAUUUACAGAGAAUUAUCUGACUUGAUAGAGAUCUCUUUGUCUAUCGGCGCGUGUUCAGAGCGCGAGACGUGAUUAAAGCGCUUAUAAUUAUUGUGCGAUCGAUGUAGUCAAGAACUUAAUCUUCGCGACGUAACACGUGAUUGUUACGAUUAUUGUAAUUCUUGUGAUAUAUACUUUGUACUUUCUACUUUGAAUACCUACGCUAUACUUAUCUACUGUUUGUACUAAAUGCUGAUUCUUAAGAGGUACACGCUUGUUGAGCGGCUGUUGAAGGCAAAGAAUGGACGAACUCUCAAGAAUCACGAUCACAAUUCGAUCUCGGCGAAUUCCUCUGUGAAUGAUUGGCUUUUGCGAAUGAUAUUAUUCGUGACAAGUCGAUUAUUUCGUACUAAUAGUCUGUUGAUAAACUCAUUACAUUUGUUCAAAUGGAACUAAAAAUUGGGUGAAAGUUUGUUCUCUUAAUAAGAUUGAUAUCAUUUGUAUAAUCACAACCAUUGAUCGAGCUCUUUCGAUUUUACAACGGAAACUUUAUAUUUUCUAUCUGUUUUGCAGUAAACUGUGUUCUAUCUAAGGUGAGCCUGCAGCGCACAAAGGUUGAACUUUCAAGGCUCCUGCGAUUUCUGAUAAAACGGUAUAACGUGCGACUUAGCUCUUUGCGUUCCAAGGUUACAUUUGCUGGCGAUGCUGGCCACAAGUUACGAGCGUUUUACGUUUAUUUCGCGCUGAUAUCCAAGCCGAUCGACUAUUCCGAUUGGCUGGUGCAUAUGCAUUCAGAGAUUCGCGAUCACAUAGCGUGCUUCAUACACAUACACUGUUAUGUAUGCUGCUAACAAUUGGUCGCAUAAUGAUGCCGCGUAUUCGCCUGUGUCGUUCAAUAAUGGUGACGGUAUGGAACGCAAAUCUAUUCCUUACGAUGUCUGUCUCAAUUCGGUUAUUAGUUGCUCCAUUCGAAGGAACGUAAGCGGAAGUUCCUAUCCAUCAAUUACUAUCGAACCAUCGACUCGCUGUGAAUAUAAUACGUCAAUCAUUCGUGGAAGACCCCAUCGAGGUCGACUCAAUCGCAAUAGUUCCGAAAGUUCGUCCACUCUCUGCCUUCCAAAAGUUCCUCACUAGUUCACCCUACCUUUCUCAUUGACACAUGUUUACCUUCAACUCGCAUGUAUCAUGUUACUACGAGCGUGCAUACUUGUAAGCGGAGAAGUCUACGAUUUUGAAAUCUAGUUACCGAAGACCGCUUUGGUAAUAAAUUGCACGACAACGGUUCUCCACACGACGGGAACCAGGUUCCUUUCUAAUGGGCGCACAACGCAUGGGACCGAUCUUCUUAGCGAAUAAUUUUGAAUGUUUCCUCAAUGUAUACGUAUAAUAUAUAUAUUGAAGAAAUAUGUGUGUAGAGAAUUGCUGCCGGUUUAUUACCAAAUUCAUUAUUUAUUACGAAACUUCUUUACGACCUUCUCCCUUCGAAUAUAUGAUGAAUUAUUACAAUAAAUGGAUGCACUCUGUUCGUCUCAGCUUUAAAUUUUACGAAA
Ooceraea biroi (clonal raider ant) is the source of this 3678-nucleotide messenger RNA. RefSeq names its product protein N-terminal glutamine amidohydrolase. Gene Ontology annotation, molecular function: protein-N-terminal asparagine amidohydrolase activity; protein-N-terminal glutamine amidohydrolase activity. The record is from RefSeq and is a predicted model, not a curated record. Gene Ontology annotation, cellular component: cytosol; nucleus. NCBI's taxonomy places the organism in Eukaryota, Metazoa, Arthropoda, Insecta, Hymenoptera, Formicidae.